Molecule: messenger RNA, 1287 nt
Organism: Lodderomyces jiufengensis
Lineage: Eukaryota; Fungi; Ascomycota; Pichiomycetes; Serinales; Debaryomycetaceae
Gene: LAC1
Product: Lac1p
Exons: 1
Coding region: 1-1287 (428 amino acids)
Biological process (GO): ceramide biosynthetic process
Cellular component (GO): membrane
Molecular function (GO): sphingosine N-acyltransferase activity
Source: RefSeq, a predicted model, not a curated record
AUGGCUACCCUGACAAGAAUAACAACGAAGAGGGAGAAUAGACUGGGAUCAAGUAAUCUAAAAAGACAUGAAAGUUUUAAAUUAACUACUACAACAACCACCACAACAACAAAUAAUAAUAAUAUUAAUAGCACAACAGAUUUUACAGAAGAUGAAAAUCCAGAAGAACAGAAAAGACGAUAUAAUGAAGAAGAAAUAAUACAAAAUGAAACAAACGAAGACCAAAAAUAUCAUGAUUCAUUCUUAGCAAAAGUUGAAAGAAAUCAAAUACCAAUAAGUAGAAAUUUAAUGAUUUUAUUAUAUUCAUUAAAUUUUUUAAGUUCAAAUCCUAGAGUGAUUUCUUUUACAAAUAAAUUUAUUCACUUGCAGAAUAGAGUAGGAACAAAUCCAGAAAAUAAUUUACCAAUUUAUGAUAUUCAUAUUGAUGACAUAUACUACGUAAUAAAUUGGGUAAUAACAGUAACAUUUUUAAGAUCAUUUUUAAUGAAAUAUUGUUUUGAACCAUUUGCGUCAAAAUAUUGUCAUAUUUAUUCAAAAAAGGCUAAAACAAGAUUUGCAGAACAAAGUUGGUCAUUUGUUUAUUAUAGUUUGAGUUUUAUUUAUGGAGUUUAUUUAUAUUUAGAUGCUCCUUAUUUUAAUAAUUUGGAUCAAAUUUAUAUAAAUUGGCCAAAUUAUUUAAUGGAUAAUAAAUUUAAAAAGUAUUAUUUGGUUUCAAUGGCUUUUUGGUUACAACAAAUUUUCGUUUUAAAUGUUGAAAAACCAAGAAAAGAUCAUUAUCAAAUGUUUAGUCAUCAUAUUAUAACUUGUUUAUUAAUAAUUGGUUCUUAUUACUACUAUUAUUUUAGAAUUGGACAUUUAAUAUUAAUGAUUAUGGAUUCAGUUGAUAUCUUUUUAGCAGCUGCAAAAAUGUUAAAGUACGCUGGUUUUAAUAAUGCUUGUGAUGGAAUGUUUAUUUUGUUUUUAGUUAGUUGGAUUGCUUUAAGACAUGGAGUUUAUAAUUAUAUUUUUUAUCAUGCAUGGCAUAAAUCUGUACAUUUAAUGGAAAAUGGUAGAUGUGUUGAAGGUUUAAAUCAAAAAAGAUGUUGGACUCCAACUAUUAUAAAUACCUUUUUGGGUUUAUUAGGUGGUUUACAAAUUAUUACUUGUAUUUGGAUGUAUUUAAUUUUAAAAGUUGCUUAUAAAGUUAUCAUUGGUUCUGGAGCAGAAGAUGUAAGAAGUGAUGAAGAUGAUACUGAUAUUGAAGAUUUGGAAGAUGAGAAAAUUAUAGACGAUAAAAAGAUUGGAUAA